Entrophospora candida is the source of this 272-nucleotide messenger RNA. Lineage: Eukaryota; Fungi; Glomeromycota; Glomeromycetes; Entrophosporales; Entrophosporaceae. The record is from the annotation of a GenBank genome assembly.
AUGCCAAACACUACUUCAACUUCACAAGUUGCACAUAUGAUGACUAUGACAAUAAAUACUCCAAAUAUCCCUUCAAUUUAUUACUUAUCUCCAUCUGGAUUCAAAGUACAUAAUCCAAAUCUUGUAGACUCUAAUAUUCCAGAAAUGACUCUCUUACCUGAAAAAGAAUUAAUAAACACAUUAUCAAUUCACUCAUACAAUACCAACUGGAUUCAAGAAGAUAUGUAUAAUAUACGUACAAUGGAUUGUGUUAAGUUGAUUGAAUUUCAAGA